AUGGAUUCAGUGAAAAUGGAAUUACCAUCAUUUGGAGAACAUGUUUUUCAAGCGGAUUAUAUUCAGAAAAAGCGAAAUAGACGAGGAAAAGUGGAAUAUUUGGUCAAAUGGAAAGGAUAUUCAGUCAAACAAAGCACUUGGGAACCGACAGAGAAUAUUCUGGACCCACUGUUGAUCGCAGAGUUCGAUUCCAG
This is a messenger RNA of Candidula unifasciata, 194 nucleotides long. Lineage: Eukaryota; Metazoa; Mollusca; Gastropoda; Stylommatophora; Geomitridae. The record is from the annotation of a GenBank genome assembly.